ACACUUGUGCAUCGGCUCCUUGACAGUCUAAGUGUGCUUCAUGGUCAAAAUCCUCCAAUUCUCCACCGGGAUCUCAAACCACAGAAUGUUUUGAUUGAUGUUAACGGGAGGGCAAGACUAGCUGACUUUGGCAUAAGUAGACGGUUACCUAAAGGCCAAACAACUUUGCGCACUGGCAGUGCAGGAACAAAAUGCUGGAUGGCCAAGGAGACUUUGGCAGAAGAGGCUGACAUACCAUACAAGUCAAGCACAGACAUACAGGUGGCAGGGAUGCUGAUUUAUUAUAUUCUCUCUGGAGGAUCCCAUCCAUUCGGCAUAUCCUUUGAGUGUGAGUCUAACAUUUACUAUGGGAGGUACAAUUUGGACCAUGUUCAAGAUGUGGUGGCAAAGGAUCUCAUCGAGGGAAUGAUCAAUGAGAAACCGAAGAACAGACCUAAAGUGGAGGAAUGCCUGAGUCAUCCCUUCUUCUGGACCAGUGAAAAGAGAGUAGAAUACCUAAGAAGGAUUGGUAACAGGGAGGAGGUGGCAAACUGUCGAAAUGCUGACCAGGAAAUGAUUUGUUCCAUGGAAAAAUGUGCUGGGGAUGGAUCCUUCAAACUGUGGAAAAAUAAGUUUCCACCAGAGUUGGUCCAGAAGAUGGAUGAAUAUAACAAACCCUACCGUGAAAACACAGCGGGACUACUGCGCUUCAUACGUAACCUCCAUGAGCACUAUGCCGAGGAUGCAGCCAAACUUGACCUAAUGAAGAUGUUUCCUGAUCUCUUCGGAUGUGUUUACAAGUUUGCCAAGACCCAAGGAUGGAAUUCAGAGAUCCCCCUGAAGGAGAUGUUUCAAAGAGGAGACAUUUCCACCAGCUUUGAAAUGCUGUCCAUAAACCCAGAGGAGCAUCUUGGUGUCCCAGUUCAAGAGUCUCAGCCCAGUGACUUGAAGUAA
Messenger RNA from Thunnus maccoyii (southern bluefin tuna), 933 nucleotides. Its product is annotated as sensor for unfolded proteins in the ER ire1-like. Bases 199 to 933 code for a protein of 244 amino acids. The record is from RefSeq and is a predicted model, not a curated record. NCBI's taxonomy places the organism in Eukaryota, Metazoa, Chordata, Actinopteri, Scombriformes, Scombridae. Gene Ontology annotation, biological process: intrinsic apoptotic signaling pathway in response to endoplasmic reticulum stress; mRNA processing; protein phosphorylation. The transcript is spliced from 6 exons. Gene Ontology annotation, molecular function: protein serine/threonine kinase activity; ATP binding; RNA endonuclease activity. Gene Ontology annotation, cellular component: IRE1-TRAF2-ASK1 complex.